This is a messenger RNA of Hylaeus volcanicus, 1665 nucleotides long. Its product is annotated as quinone oxidoreductase-like protein 2. The coding region runs from base 196 to 1431 and encodes 411 amino acids. The transcript is spliced from 8 exons. NCBI's taxonomy places the organism in Eukaryota, Metazoa, Arthropoda, Insecta, Hymenoptera, Colletidae. Gene Ontology annotation, cellular component: mitochondrion. Gene Ontology annotation, molecular function: oxidoreductase activity. The record is from RefSeq and is a predicted model, not a curated record.
AUGUAAUAUAAUAAUGGCGCCAUUUGUUUAGUUAGCGAAAGUUCUGUAGGUAGCGCUAGUAGACAUCACAACCAUACCAUAACUGCACUGCAUCCCUAACCAUCCCUAACCGAAGUGAAAGUGACAAAGUAGAGUGUUGAAAGACCCCGGUUAUGUUGUACUUGUGUAUUUAAAUAAUAUUUACAAUUUGGAGAAAUGUCAGCCUCCGUAGGAAGAAGAUUCUUAACGCACUUUUGCGGAAAUCACUUAAAGAAGCUGUUGACAAGAACAAAAGUCGUUAGAUUUAUUUCUACUACCAAUCCUAACCUAGAAGACCCUGCGAAAACAAAGAUUCCGGCAAGUGAAAAUAUCUGUGCCGCAGUAUUGAAACAAUUUUCCAACCCACUCAUUGUAGAAACAAUCGAACCUCCUAAAAUAUCGCAACCGAACGAAGUUCUUAUCGAUGUUCAGUAUUGUGCUCUAAAUGCAUCAGACGUUUUGUUAGCAAAAAAUUUAUAUUCAUUUGAACCAUGUUUACCAAUGGUUCUUGGUCAAGAGCUUGUUGGAAAAUUGAUUGAAGUUGGAGAAGAAGCACAAAAAUGUGGGUAUAAAGUUGGAGAUAAGGUCAUUGCUCUCAAUAAAGACAAUAAUGGAGGUUUAAGCAAUCGUUGUGUAGCAGAAGUUAGCGAUAUUUGGAGAGUGCCAUCUGGGAUGAAAUCCUUGGAUGCGGCAUGCCUACUUAACGAUUAUAUUAAUGCUUUAGUUGCAUUAGAAAGGAAAGUUAGUAUUCAGGAGGAUGAUAUGAUUUUAAUUAAUGUUGGUAUGAGUAGCGUUGGUUUAGCAGCAGUCGAUCUGGCAACAAAUGUAUUCAUGGCUCAGGUAAUAGCCGUUUGUGCUACUGAAGAUGGAGCGGAUCUCGCCAGAGAAAAAGGCGUCCUCGCAUCUUUCAAAUUUAAAGAUCGCAAAUUAUUAAAACAAAUAAAAGAAGUAGCCGCGGAUAAAGAUAUCAAAGUUAUUUUCGAUGAUGCAGAUGGUGAAUAUAUUAAAAAAGUCCUAGAUUGCUUUACCGGCAUCUACAAAAGCGGCUCGACGAUAAAAGAUUUAUUGUGCGAUAACAGUUUCGCGGUAGUCGUACAUCACCUUUCUCGCGAAGGAAGGCUAAUAAUUGCCGGAACAGCAGCAACCAUGACGAAAACCGAUUCCGAUAACUUCAGUGUUACCGGAUUUAGUUUGCGCGAGUAUAGAAAACAGAAGCCUGAAGAAUAUCGUCAAGCUGGAGAGGAUGUGUUUCAAUUUUUUGACGAGGGUCUUAUUAAACCAACUCUUGAGUUAACUGUUGGCCUGAAUAAUGUAAACGACGCAUUGCAAUCUAUCGUAGACAGCAAAUGUACAGGAAAAGUUAUCGUUGAUAUAAAAAACAAUGAAGCUGAGCUUAAAAAAUUGAAAGAAUAGUUUAGAAGUAAACUUUCACCAGUAAUCGCUUGCAACUUUACAUACACGCGAAGGUGUUACCAAUAUUUUGUAUGAAGUCACAGCUAGUGAUAAGCCAGAUACACCUAUUAAAAGAUGCUAUGUAUAAAAUUUAAUUAAGCUUUUUAUUAAAUAUAAGAGAUAAGAGAUUUAUAACAAAGCGUAUUCGUGUACUAUAUGUGAACCUUUAAUAAACUAUUUUUUACAUCCUCAUGA